Messenger RNA from Pseudovirgaria hyperparasitica, 2935 nucleotides. RefSeq lists its product as uncharacterized. Lineage: Eukaryota; Fungi; Ascomycota; Dothideomycetes; Acrospermales; Acrospermaceae. Gene Ontology annotation, cellular component: NuA4 histone acetyltransferase complex. The coding region runs from base 251 to 2734 and encodes 827 amino acids. Gene Ontology annotation, molecular function: protein binding. The record is from RefSeq and is a predicted model, not a curated record. The transcript has a single exon.
CUCAUUGGCUCCUUCGUUCUACAGUCGCAAAGCAAACCACAACACCAAGCUUGUUCAUCACCGAACACACAACUCUCACGCGAGCUCAUCUCCACCGUCGGCCGCCCAUCUCUAUAUCGACAUCUACGACCAGUCUGAUGCUCAGACCUCUCCAAAGUGAACGCGACGUGAGCUGCUGGACGUGCUGGCUCCCAUCCAGCCCACCAUAUUCUCCCAUCGUCCCCUUGGCUUGCUGGACGUACAUUGGGGAAUGAAUAUCAGUCUUUCAGCCUACACGUCGUUAGAAACUUUGCUUCUAUUCCAAUCACUGAGAAUCCAUGGUGUAGAAGGAUCGGUCUUUGGCAAGAUCUCGGACUUGCUGAAGAAGAACCGUUACGUCCGCAGCGCAAAGGAGUAUGACGAAGCUCGACUUAGCCCAGACGCACUACGGGACCUUUAUCAGACGCUUGUUGAAGAUGAGGGAGCGAUCAAUGCCGAUGAAGGCCAUACAUCAGACAUAGGAGUAACGAACGGCGACCAUCCGAAUUCGAGGAAACGUAAAGUUCCAAUACCAAGUCUUCCUUCCGCAGUAGACGCCGCACAAAAUCCAGAUCUGAUACCUAAACUGGUCGAGAAGCUUUACUAUCGGUAUCGCUCGAGCAUCGCAGAAGAGGUCGGACGCGAAGAGCGCAAAUGGAGCACGCUGAAGCAGGAGGUGGAAGAGAUUGAGAGUGGGAAAUGGGAUCACAAGCUGAAGAUCGAAGCGACGAAUGGCCUACCGUCGAAACCAAAGGCUGAGGCUAGUUCAUCUGCCACGAAGCCGUCGGCAGCGCGUGAACGACCGAAUGCUCUGAAAUUGCAUUCUCCAGUCGCUUCAAGUGCACCUCCUUACAUUCGACCACUGCAGUCCAGUAAUGGAUCUCAACCAGUUCAAUACAACGGACGAGCAGCUGGAAAUUUAGACAUAUCACCUCACACAAAGGCCUCUUCAAGUCCUGCCCCAGCCCAGGCUGCGCAAAGCCGCCCCACGUCACAGAACAUUGCUCCCGCGGGCUCCCCUCCUGUUGCAAGGACUCCUGUCUCUCAAUACUCUCCUCCUGUCACGCACCAAUCACCCUAUGUUACACCAGUACCUCCGUCAGGAAUUUCUCAGAAUACACGCACACAGUUGGCCAAUGCCCCAGGUCUCAGCGCGCAAACUCCACCACAUAGUGCACAAUCUCUGCAUAAUCUCCAACCUUCAUCAUAUUCAGGCGAAGGACAACGACCGUUCUCUCCCUCACCAUCACGAUAUAUCUACCCACUGCCGUCCCAACAUGCUGGACCGCAAGGAUCUGCUGGGCACUCUGCUGGAGGACCAUCAUCCGUGACGCAGCCACCUGGAACUCAGCGUACACCUCAAUACCAUCCUCCUGCUUAUCCAUCACAACCGUCGACCCAGCAACGUCAACCACCCGGAUCGAAAGGAGGGGUUAUGCUCCCUCCAUUCCAAGUCACCCCCCAAACACCGCUCCAACAGCAGCAACGACAAGAUACUACCGCGAGCCCUCUUCCACCAAGACAAACGCUUCCCCGAACGCCUUCGACUGUUCCUAGUCGCUUGCCGACCCAGACAGUGGACUACACUGAAGUCAUUCGAAUACUAGGCUCGAAAACGUGGCGUCCCAACGCUGCAAGACCAAGCCCGUUGACAGCGGUGAAUACGCCCAGUAGCGAGACGAAGUGGAAGAAGGAUCUACCUACUGUCGCAACGCUUCGAUCACCGAGCGUAAGUCCCAUCAACGACCUCGCUCCACCACCUGCAUUCCCAGUACCUGGUUCCAGGCCGCGGGGACGGCCACGAAAAGUGAAACCGAAAGCAGUGGAAACUACAGUAGAAGAUGACUCACGCUCGAUUCGGAGUACGCGACGACGCGGUCGGCGUCCAAGAGGUGCAAGUGUGACCUCAUCUGCGGUUGAGAGUUCUGUACGAGGUCGGACACGGAGUCAGUCAGCAGUGUCACACGUGGAUGCAAUGUCCGUGGAUGAGAGUCACAUUGGACACGCAGUGAAGCACGAACCGAGUACUCCGGGGAUGUUAGAGGACGUCAUGCCUGGAAUAGAGAGUGCGGCCAGUGGGCUGGUGAGACGAAAUCGGAACGUGGCAACAUCAGCCAAAUCAACCAAAAGAAAGCGUGAGGCUCAAGAAGAAUCGGAGGCCGCAGAGUCUGAGGAGCCCGGCUCUCCUGGGUCGCGUCAAAUUGUGGCUCCGCGAUAUUUUCACAAGAUGAGUCAGCCACUGUUGAAUGACAUUACAUCUCACAAGUACGCAUCGCUAUUCAGUGCACCGGUCAAGGAAAAGGACGCAGCGGGAUAUAAGGACAUGAUCAAGCGGCCUCAGGAUUUGAAGUCUAUCCGAACCGCGAUCAACGUUGGUUCAAAGGUUGUUGCAGCAGCGGCAGCAUCGAUGGAUACGCCAUCAGUUGGCAGUCCCGGAGGCGGUGGUGGGAACGUGCUCCUCCCGGUGAGCGCAGAAGUGAUGCCCCCGAAAGCGAUAGUCAAUUCAGCGCAACUUGAACGCGAAUUGAUGCGGAUGUUUGCCAAUGCGGUCAUGUUCAAUACUGGGGAGGAUGGUGUAGUACAGGAUGCUCGAGACAUGUUUGAAGCCACACAACAGGCCGUGAGCAAUUGGCGUAGUGCGGAAAGGACACGGGAUGGUGAGGAGGUCGGCGCAGAAGAUGAAGGCGCAGGCCCUUCCAAGCGCCGGAAGCAGUGAAAAUGUUGGCAGCGCAGGUUCAAGCAUGCUCCUUGCACCAGAUCAAUAUAUUCUUGUUUACAUCGAUGAACUGUGAAGAUCACCGCACGUUGCGCACUCCGAAGUCGGCCGGACACUGGCAAAGACCUCGUUGUGACGGAGCAUUGACGAGCAAGAAGUCAUUAGGAGAUGGCCAUGCCGCCGCACUUGCGUAGACCCUGU